GAAGAAAAGUGCAAUGUACCAUCUGGAGAAAAAGUGGAAGAAGCUGAACAACCCAGUGAUAUAGAAGAAGGAGGAUUAGAUCUCAGUGUGUCACUCAAACCAGUCAGUUUCUACAUCGCGGACAAAAAAGAAAUGCUUCAACAGUGUUUCUGUGUCAUAGGAGAGAAAAAACUACAGAAGAUGCUGCCUGAUAUUUUAAAGAACUGUUCCAUGGACGAAAUCAAAAGGCUUUGCUUGGAGCAGUUGGAGCUGCUAUCUGAAAAAAAACUGUUGAAGAUAUUUGAAGGCAAGAUUGGAGCUGAUUCUGAUACUGACGAGGAGGCAGAUGGAGGAGACAAGGCUGGAGGUGAACCAGUCAGUCAACAGGACAACAGUAUAGACUCUACUUCUUCUCUGAGAGAAGACAACAAGCUGGAAGGUCAGGAAUCAAAACAAG
Messenger RNA from Fulmarus glacialis (Northern fulmar), 436 nucleotides. RefSeq names its product caspase activity and apoptosis inhibitor 1-like. The record is from RefSeq and is a predicted model, not a curated record. The annotation marks the transcript as partial. NCBI's taxonomy places the organism in Eukaryota, Metazoa, Chordata, Aves, Procellariiformes, Procellariidae. The transcript has 4 exons.